AUGUCUGCAGCAGCUAUUCCAGGGGCAGCAACUGCUUCCCUCUGUUCUCAUCUCCCCAUUGGUGGCUUCCAACCCGAAUUUGGGAAUGGGGACGAUCUCCCACCUGUUAUCUUUGAGCAGACUAAUCUCUUGUAAGCAGAAGUGCCAUUUGGAGCCUUCAAAGCUCUUUGGCUGGGCCCUGGGAAUUUUCCCCCUUACCCAACUCCAGGCUUUCCAAAACCUAUUGCUCUUCUCGGAGAAUACUUUAGGUUUUUUGUUUUUGUUUUAAUUGUAAGAAUCUAUAUUACAGUAUUUUUGCUUCAGUCUUAUUGUGCUCAAAGGGAGGAAACAACUAUCAAUUUGCCUUCUCUGGUGUUAUUUAUAAGAUUCAUUCUUUCUCUUUGCUCUGCUAGGGUUAAAACACAUUUACAACAUGGGUAACUCAUUCGAUUUCGGAGUUCUUUUAAUUCUUCUGAAAAAUUUCAAAUCCUCUAGAAGCCAAAAUGGGACACAGUAAACAGAUUAGAAUUUUACUUCUGAACGAAAUGGAAAAGCUGGAAAAGACCCUCUUCAGACUUGAGCAAGGGUUUGAACUACAGUUCCGAUUAGGCCCAACUUUACAGGGAAAAGCAGUUACUGUGUAUACAAAUUACCCAUUUCCUGGAGAAACAUUUAAUCGAGAGAAGUUCCAUUCCUUGCAAUGGGAAAAUCCAACAGAAAGAGAAGAUGAUUCUGAUAAAUACUGUAAACUUAAUCUUCAACAAGCUGGAUCAUUUCAGUAUUACUUCCUUCAAGGAAAUGAGAAAAGUGGUGGGGGUUACAUAGUUGUGGAUCCUAUUUUACGUGUUGGUGCUGAUAAUCAUGUGUUACCCUUGGACUGUGUUACUCUCCAGACUUUUUUAACUAAGUGUUUGGGACCCUUUGAUGAAUGGGAAAGCAGACUUAGGGUUGCAAAAGAAUCAGGUUACAACAUGAUUCAUUUUACACCAUUGCAGACUCUUGGACUAUCUAGGUCAUCCUACUCCCUUGCUGACCAGUUAGAAUUAAAUCCUGACUUUUCAAGACCUAAUAAAAAGUAUACCUGGCAUGAUGUUGGACAGCUAGUGGAAAAAUUGAAAAAGGAAUGGGAUAUUCUUUGUAUUACUGAUGUUGUCUACAAUCAUACUGCUGCUAAUAGUAAAUGGAUCCAUGAACAUCCAGAAAGUGCAUAUAACCUUGUGAAUUCUCCACACUUAAAACCUGCCUGGGUCUUAGACAGAGCACUUUGGCAUUUAUCCUGUGAUGUGGCAGAAGGGAAAUACAGAGAAAAAGGAGUACCUGCUCUGAUUGAAAAUGAUCAUCAAAUGAAUUGCAUUCGAAAAAUAAUUUGGGAGGAUAUUUAUCCAAAGAUUCACCUCUGGGAAUUUUUCCAAGUAGACGUUCACAAAGCAGUUGAGCAAUUUAGAGGACUUCUUACACAAGAAAAUAGGAAAAUAAUAUCUCAGCCUGAUCCAAAGCAACACCUUAAGAUUAUUCAGGAUCCUGAAUACAGACGGCUUGGCUGUACUGUAGAUAUGAACAUUGCACUAGCAACUUUCAUACCACAUGAUAAUGGGCCAGCUGCAAUUGAUGAAUGCUGUAAUUGGUUCCGUAAGAGAAUUGAGGAAUUAAACGCAGAGAAGCAUCAACUUGUGAACUAUCAUCAGGAGCAGGCAGUUAAUUGCCUUUUGGGAAAUGUAUUUUAUGAACGACUGGCUGGCCAUGGUCCUAAACUAGGACCUGUCACCAGAAAACAUCCUUUAGUUACCAGAUAUUUUACUUUCCCAUUUGAAGAAAUGACCCCAUCCACAGAAGAAUCUAUGAUUCAUCUCCCAAAUAAAGCUUGUUUUCUGAUGGCGCAUAAUGGAUGGGUAAUGGGAGAUGAUCCCCUUCGGAACUUUGCUGAACCAGGUUCAGACGUUUAUCUAAGGAGAGAACUUAUCUGCUGGGGAGACAGUGUUAAAUUACGCUAUGGGAAUAAGCCAGAGGACUGUCCUUACCUCUGGGCGCACAUGAAAAAAUACACUGAAAUAACUGCAACUCAUUUCCAGGGAGUACGUCUUGAUAACUGCCACUCAACACCAAUUCAUGUAGCCGAGUACAUGUUGGAUGCCGCUAGGAAAUUGCAACCCAAUUUAUAUGUAGUAGCUGAACUGUUCACAGGAAGCGAAGACCUGGACAAUAUCUUUGUUACUAGACUGGGCAUUAGUUCCUUAAUAAGAGAGGCAAUGAGUGCAGCUGAUAGCCAUGAGGAGGGCAGAUUAGUUUACCGAUAUGGAGGAGAGCCUGUUGGGUCCUUUGUUCAGCCCUGUUUGAGGCCUUUAAUGCCAGCUAUUGCACAUGCCCUGUUUAUGGAUAUCACCCAUGAUAAUGAGUGUCCUAUUGUGCAUAGGUCAGCAUAUGAUGCUCUCCCGAGUUCCACGAUUGUUUCUAUGGCAUCUUGUGCUAGUGGAAGUACUAAAGGCUAUGAUGAAUUAGUGCCUCAUCAGAUUUCAGUGGUUUCUGAAGAACGAUUUUAUACUAAGUGGAAUCCUGAAGCAUUGCCAUCAAAUACAGGUGAAGUCAAUUUCCAAAGCGGAAUUAUUGCAGCCAGGCGUGCUAUCAAUAAACUUCAUCAAGAGCUUGGGGCCAAGGGUUUCAUUCAGGUGUAUGUGGAUCAGGUUGAUCAAGAUAUAGUGGCGGUAACAAGGCACUCACCUAGCAUCCAUCAGUCUGUUGUGUCUGUGUCGAGAACUGCUUUCAGGAAUCCCAAGACGUCAUUUUACAGCAAGGAAGUGCCUCAUAUGUACAUCCCUGGCAAAAUUGAAGAAGUAGUUCUUGAAGCUAGAACUAUUGAGAGACAUACAAUACCUUAUAAGAAGGAUGAAAACUCAAUCAAUGGAAUGCCAGAUAUCACAGUAGAAAUUAGAGAACAUAUUCAGCUUAAUGAAAGUAAAAUUGUUAAACAUGCUGGAAUUGUCACAAAAGGACCCAAUGAAUUUGUUCAAGAAAUAGAGUUUGAAAACUUGACUCCAGGAAGUGUUAUUAUAUUCAGAGUUAGUCUUGAUCCACAUGCACAAGUUGCUGUUGGAAUUCUUCGAAAUCAUCUGACACAAUUCAGUCCUCACUUUAAAUCUGGGAGCCUUGCUGUUGACAACGCAGAUCCUAUAUUGAAAAUUCCUUUUGCUUCUAUUGCCUCUAAAUUAACUUUGGCUGAGCUAAAUCAGGUCCUUUAUCGAUGUGAAUCAGAAGAACAAGAAGAUGGUGGAGGGUGUUAUAACAUACCAAACUGGUCGUCUCUUAAAUAUGCAGGUCUUCAAGGAUUAAUGUCCAUAUUGGCAGAAAUAAGACCAAGGAAUGACUUGGGGCAUCCCUUUUGUGACAAUUUGAGAUCUGGAGAUUGGAUGAUUGACUAUGUCAGUAGCCGGCUUAUUUCACGAUCAGGAACUAUUGCUGAAGUUGGUAAAUGGUUGCAGGCUAUGUUCCUCUACCUGAAGCAGAUCCCCCGUUAUCUUAUUCCAUGUUACUUUGAUGCUAUAUUAAUUGGUGCAUACACCACUCUCCUGGAUAUAGCAUGGAAGCAGAUGUCAAGCUUUGUUCAGAAUGGUUCUACCUUUGUGAAACACCUUUCUCUGGGUUCAGUCCAAAUGUGUGGAGUAGGAAAAUUCCCUUCUCUGCCACUUCUUUCACCUUCCCUUACGGAUCUACCAUAUAGAGUAAAUGAGAUCACAAAAGAAAAGGAGCAGUGUUGUGGGUCUCUAGCUGCAGGCUUACCUCAUUUUUCUGCUGGCAUUUUCCGCUGCUGGGGAAGGGAUACCUUCAUUGCGCUCAGAGGUCUGCUGCUGGUUACGGGACGCUAUUUGGAGGCCAGGAAUAUUAUUUUAGCAUUUGCUGGCACCCUGAGACACGGUCUCAUUCCUAAUCUCCUGGGUGAAGGAACUCACGCCAGAUACAAUUGCCGGGAUGCUGUGUGGUGGUGGCUACAGUGUAUUCAGGAUUACUGUAAAAUUGUUCCAAAUGGCCUGGACAUCCUCAGGUGCCCGGUUUCCAGAAUGUAUCCUACAGAUGAUUCUGUUCCUUUGUCUGCUGGCACAGUGGAUCAACCAUUGUUUGAAGUAAUACAGGAAGCUAUGCAAAGACAUGUGCAGGGCAUACAGUUCCGAGAAAGGAAUGCUGGUCCACAGAUAGAUCGAAACAUGAAGGAUGAAGGUUUUAAUAUAACUGCAGGAGUUGAUGAAGAAACGGGAUUUGUUUAUGGAGGAAAUCGCUUCAAUUGCGGCACAUGGAUGGAUAAAAUGGGAGAAAGUGACAGAGCUAGAAACAGAGGAAUCCCGGCCACUCCAAGAGAUGGGUCUGCUGUGGAAAUUGUGGGCCUGAGUAAAUCUGCCGUUCGUUGGUUGCUGGAAUUAUCCCGAAAAAAUAUUUUCCCUUAUCAUGAAGUCCGAGUAAAAAGACAUGGAAAGUUUGUGACAGUCUCAUAUGAUGAGUGGAACAGAAAAAUACAAGACAACUUUGAAAAGCUAUUUCAUGUGUCAGAAGACCCUUCAGAUUUUAACGAAAAGCAUCCUGAGCUGGUUCACAAACGUGGCAUAUACAAAGAUAGUUAUGGAGCAUCAAGCCCUUGGUGUGACUACCAGCUCAGGCCUAAUUUUACCAUAGCAAUGGUCGUAGCCCCUGAGCUGUUUACCCCAGAAAAAGCAUGGAAAGCUUUGGAGAUUGCAGAAAAAAAAUUGCUUGGUCCCCUUGGCAUGAAAACUUUGGAUCCAGAUGAUAUGGUUUACUGUGGAAUUUAUGACAAUGCCUUAGACAAUGACAACUACAAUCUUGCUAAAGGUUUCAAUUAUCACCAAGGACCUGAGUGGCUGUGGCCCACUGGAUAUUUUCUUCGUGCAAAAUUGUAUUUUUCCAAAUUAAUGGGUCCAGAGACUAAUGCAAAGACUAUGUUUUUGGUUAAAAACGUCCUUUCCAGACAUUAUGUUCAUCUUGAGAGAUCCCCUUGGAAAGGACUUCCAGAACUGACUAAUGAGAAUGGCCAAUACUGUCCUUUCAGCUGUGAAACACAAGCCUGGUCAAUUGCUACUGUUCUUGAAACACUCUAUGACUUAUAGUUGAUUCAUGGAUAUAUAUUAAGUAUGCAAACAUUUGUAUUGUCGAAUGCAAGUUCAUAAUAUAAUGUAAAUGCUUUCUAUGCACAGGCUCGAGUCAUUUUAAAAAUCUCGUUCGUAUAAUAUUGAUGCUCAAUUAGGUAAGACUUUUAAAAGCAUUUUGUUUUUUUUAAUGUACAGACGUAGCUUUUGAUUUGAAUCAGAAAGAAAAAUUAUCAUUACCAAUGGAAUGUUUUUUAUUUUGAAUUCAGGAAGUAUUCUUCAAACACCUAGAAAUAGAGUUUGAAAUCCAGAGUUUGAAAAAGAAAAAUUAUGUAAUCAUCUGUUGUACAUAAGCAAAAAUGAAGUAUGAGAGUGUAAUAAUGAAAGAAAUGGAAAAGUAUCUUUAAAUUAUGGUAUAUAUUUUAUUCAGUAACAAUACAUACUGAAUAGGCUGUGGUUAAUUAAUGUUCUCACCUUUUACUAUAUUGUUCCUAACAUCUUCCACACCUCAUUCAAUAGAUAUUAAAUGGAUGUUGAAUCAUGGAAGUGUCCACCUUAAUAUAUGUUCGUAAAUGGAGCACAGAUGUUCAUAAUGUGCUUUUAUUUUUUUCACUAAUAUAGUAAUAUCUUUUUAAUAUAAUGAAUGCCAUAAUAUUUUUGACAUAAUUUACUUGUGCUAAUGAUGCAUAAGAUAUUUGGGGAAAAAACACAAGCAUUAGGAAUUUAUUUCCUAAAAACAGUUUUAUAAUAUUAGCUUUGAGUUCCAGUUUCCUACUAUGAAAUGGUUUAUGUUUUCACAAUGCAAAUUGUUGGACAUAUUUAUGACAAUUUUAAAGAAAAAAGCUAUAUUAAUUUUCUAAAAAUUAUUUUUAGUUCGCAUAAAAGUCUUGAUAGAUCACGGUAGAUACUGGUUUCCUAUUAACUAAAACCUACAUUGACAAAUUCAGCAUUGAGAACAAUUUUAACAUAAUAAACAUAUAGAUAUGAAUUCAGUAGUUAUCUUGAAUUCUAUAAAAUCAUUUUAAAAUGUUUUUACAUUAACAUACCUCAAAUCUGAAAAAGUCAUAAAAGGAAAAAGUUUUAAUGUUUAUGAGUUAACAUUUUUGAACAGUACUUAUUUUCUAGAUGGAAUUUUUCUACUAUUUUUGUCUCAAGGAAACACUUAAAUUAGAUUAUUGUACUUUCAGUUGAAAGAAAAUAGUUGCAAAAAUCUUUUCAUUACUAUUUAAUAUUAUUCAGUGGUAUAUUUAUAGUUCAGUAUAAAUUAACUAUAAUUAUCGUGAUAUAUUUAUAGUUAAUAAAAUAAUGGUACAUAACACUUUUCUCAGUUAAAGGUCACAAACCAAAACACCUUAACUGUCAAUAAGAAAUAAAAAUAAAGAAGAAAAACAAACUAAAAUUUCUGGGUAGGAAAAAUAUACAAAUGCUUCCGAUAUCAAAUGCCCAGGCUCAAAAACUCAUGCAAUUUCCUGUAAGAUUGCCUGCACACACUUCCUCAGAGCUGACCCUGCUUUAGAAACAGUUUGAACCAGCUUACUUUUCUAGUUUUCCCAGCCCAAAGCCAAUUAAAUCCUACAGACUUAAGGACAGUUGUGGUGAUAAUCUGACUGCUAUCUAUAAGCACACUGGUUUUCAAGUUUCCCCUCCUUCAGUGCUCAAUGUAUAAGUGUCUAUACCCUGUGGGUUAAAAGGAAUGAGCUUUGUUGAGAGAAAGAAGCAUUAGUCAGCAAAGGUUUAUGUAGUUAUGUUGCUGUACUGUAACUUCUACAUUAAAGGUAGGAAGAAAAGUAACUGGGAACCAGCAGAUGUAAUGAAAGCAAGGAGUAAUAGUUCAUAGUUAAAUGUGAUAAAUAAAUAAUAAAUAACAAGUUGAGAAUUUUUAAAACAUAGCCAUAUUAGGUUAUCUAUAGUAGGGCAAAUACCCACCUCAGUAAUUUUUUAGGAUAUCGCGUUGCACUAGGAAAUUAAGCGGUUCUUAUUCCUAAUAAGGAAAAUUAAUGAAAGAACAUUAUUAUAUCUGCAUGGUCUAGUUUACCGUUUAAGAAGGCAUGUUACACAUUAUUUCAUCAAAGGUAGUUAAAAUAACAGUUACAGAUUUUGGAGGAGUAAAUGUCAUGUGACUAAAGAGCAUUUAUUAAACAGAAUGCUUCAUUCCUGAGUGAUGUUAGAUGAGGUACCAUUAUAUUACUUUUCGACAAUGGCUCAUGCCUUGGUUCUUCACAAUCGAAAUCAGCCUUACUCUUUAACUUGAGAAGUAAGUUUGCCACUUAAACCAGUAUGUUGUGAUAAUUUUAUAAGUUUCAAAGAUAACUGAGGAAACAUGAGACCUGUCUUCAUAUCUGUGAACAUUAUAACCUAGCGAAUUGUAAUCCGUUUCUGAUAUGUCUUCAACUGCUCCAUCUAGUGGGCAGAUGUCAUUUUCAUGUCUGUGUGCCAAGAAAAUAAAAAUGUUUUCUAAAGGA
Messenger RNA from Equus caballus (horse), 7525 nucleotides. RefSeq names its product amylo-alpha-1, 6-glucosidase, 4-alpha-glucanotransferase (gene AGL). The record is from RefSeq and is marked provisional. Gene Ontology annotation, molecular function: 4-alpha-glucanotransferase activity; amylo-alpha-1,6-glucosidase activity. Lineage: Eukaryota; Metazoa; Chordata; Mammalia; Perissodactyla; Equidae. Gene Ontology annotation, biological process: glycogen catabolic process; glycogen biosynthetic process.